GCUCUAAACCCUAACCCUCACGCCGCAGAGCUAAGAUUUCCUCCUCAAUUGCCCGCCACCGAAUUCUGCUGCAUUUGGCCAGGUUCUUUGACAAACUGUUGCAAAGAUGCAGAACGAGGAAGGACAGAACAUGGAUCUUUACAUCCCAAGGAAAUGUUCCGCUACAAAUAGGUUGAUCACCUCAAAGGAUCAUGCCUCUGUUCAGGUCAACGUUGGGCAUUUGGAUGAGAGGGGCAUCUACACUGGCAACUUCUCUACUUUUGCUCUCUGUGGUUUUGUUCGUGCCCAGGGUGAUGCUGACAGUGCCCUUGAUCGUCUUUGGCAAAAGAAGAAAGUUGAAGCUCGUCAACAGUAGAAUUAGACUAUAAUGAGAUUUUGCAUUGAUCUAAAUUCCUAUUUUGUUUAGCAAUUGAGUGAAUUUUCUGUUUUGGAACUGAGAUCUUUUCUGUUGUGUACUAUGCCAACUUUGGCCCUAGCUUGAAAAUUUUAAGGCUAUAUCUUGAAUGACAUAUUCAGCUGGUGAACCUUCAGUCAUGGUGUUAAGGUUCUGGCAAAUGUUUUGCAUGAGAGCAGCUUGGCCAUGGUCAAUAGGCAAAUGAAUGAUAACUGUGUGAAACA
This is a messenger RNA of Coffea eugenioides, 618 nucleotides long. RefSeq names its product 40S ribosomal protein S21-2. Gene Ontology annotation, biological process: endonucleolytic cleavage in ITS1 to separate SSU-rRNA from 5.8S rRNA and LSU-rRNA from tricistronic rRNA transcript (SSU-rRNA, 5.8S rRNA, LSU-rRNA); endonucleolytic cleavage to generate mature 3'-end of SSU-rRNA from (SSU-rRNA, 5.8S rRNA, LSU-rRNA); translation. Gene Ontology annotation, molecular function: structural constituent of ribosome. Gene Ontology annotation, cellular component: ribosome; cytosolic small ribosomal subunit. The record is from RefSeq and is a predicted model, not a curated record. The transcript has 4 exons. NCBI's taxonomy places the organism in Eukaryota, Viridiplantae, Streptophyta, Magnoliopsida, Gentianales, Rubiaceae. Bases 107 to 355 code for a protein of 82 amino acids.